GAUUUCAGUGUCAUCCACGAUAGAGCCUGCAGUGAUCAUCUAACUCAGGAACUUAUCCAGGCAGGAUAUUUUAAACUACUGGAAUGAACAAAAUCGUUACCCUUGCUAUUCUCAUUUCUUUGGGGAUUGCCUGUGAAUCGGCAAAUCCAUGCUGCUCUCAACCCUGUCAAAACAGAGGAGUCUGUAUGACGACAGGACCAGAACAUUAUGAAUGUGAUUGCACGGGUACUGGAUAUUCUGGACCAAACUGUAGCUCCCCUGAAUUCUUCACGUGGAUAAAGACUGUUCUGAAACCAAGUCCCAAUACAGUGCAUUAUUUUCUGACACAUUUUAAGGGUUUUUGGAAUAUCGUCAACAACAUUCCAUUUUUACGGGAUUCCAUGAUGCGAUAUGUUUUAACAUCUAGGUCACAUUUGAUUGAGAGUCCUCCUACUUACAACUCAGUUUAUGACUACAAGAGUUGGGAAGCUUUUUCAAACCUCUCUUAUUACACAAGGACACUUCCACCAGUCCCCAAAGAGUGCCCUACGCCUAUGGGAGUCGCAGGAAAGAAAACCUUGCCUGAUGUCAAACUGAUAGUGGAGAAGUUCCUUUUGAGAAGGAGAUUUGUCCCAGACCCGCAAGGAACCAGCCUGAUGUUUGCCUUCUUCGCUCAGCACUUCACCCACCAGUUCUUCAAGACAGACUUUAAAAAAGGAGCAGCUUUCACAAGAGGCCUGGGGCAUGGGGUGGAUUUAAGCCACAUUUAUGGGGAGACUCUGGAGAGGCAGCACAAGCUCCGACUGUUUAAGGAUGGCAAACUGAAGUACAAGAUGAUCGAUGGCGAAAUGUACCCUCCUUUGGUGAAGGACGUCCAGGUGGACAUGCACUACCCUCCUCAUGUGCCCGAAGAGCACAGAUUCGCAGUGGGGCACGACGCCUUUGGCCUUGUGCCAGGGCUCAUGAUGUAUGCCACUAUCUGGCUGAGAGAACAUAACCGAGUGUGUGAUGUCCUGAGACAGGAGCACCCAGAGUGGGACGAUGAGCGCAUCUUCCAAACCUCCAGGCUCAUCCUCAUUGGUGAGACCAUAAAAAUUGUGAUUGAAGAUUACGUGCAGCACCUGAGUGGAUACCACUUUAAGCUGAAGUUUGACCCCGAGCUGCUUUUCAACCAACGCUUUCAGUACCAGAACCGUAUUGCAGCCGAGUUCAACACUCUGUACCACUGGCAUCCACUCAUGCCUGACUCCUUCCACAUUGAAGACCAGGAAUACAGCUACCAGCAGUUUAUUUUCAACAACUCUGUGGUAAUAGAGCAUGGCAUCAAUGGGCUGGUAGAGUCAUUCACUAAGCAAAUUGCUGGCAGGGUUGCAGGCGGUAGAAAUGUCCCUCCAGCUGUGAUGGCGGUAGCUAUGAAAUCCAUCGAACACAGCAGAGAAAUGAGGUAUCAGUCCCUGAACGCCUACAGAAAACGAUUCUCCAUGAAACCUUUCACCUCCUUUGAAGAUCUCACAGGAGAGAAGGAAAUGGCGGCCGAACUAGAAGAGCUCUAUGGAGACAUUGAUGCCAUGGAGCUGUAUCCUGGUUUGCUGAUUGAGAAGCCUAGGCCUAAUGCCAUUUUUGGGGAGACCAUGGUGGAAAUGGGGGCUCCAUAUUCUCUGAAGGGCCUGAUGGGUAAUCCAAUCUGCUCCCCAGAAUACUGGAAACCAAGCACCUUCGGUGGAAAAGUUGGGUUUGACAUUGUGAAUACUGCCUCACUACAAACUCUUGUAUGUCGCAAUGUCAAGGGUCCAUGCCCAGCAGUGUCUUUCCACGUGCCUGAUAUGAAGCAUACAGGAUCUGCGACAAUCAAUUCAAGUACUGCUCACUCUGGACAAAGUGAUCUAAAUCCCACUGUAUUACUGAAAGAAAGGACUUCUGAGCUCUAAGGAAGGAAAAAAAAAAGAGAGACCUUUUUUUACUACUGAAGAUUUUUAUGUUUAUUGCAUUAG
Lepisosteus oculatus (spotted gar) is the source of this 1970-nucleotide messenger RNA. RefSeq names its product prostaglandin G/H synthase 2. Gene Ontology annotation, cellular component: neuron projection; cytoplasm. The record is from RefSeq and is a predicted model, not a curated record. Gene Ontology annotation, molecular function: peroxidase activity; heme binding; oxidoreductase activity, acting on single donors with incorporation of molecular oxygen, incorporation of two atoms of oxygen. Gene Ontology annotation, biological process: response to oxidative stress; cyclooxygenase pathway. Lineage: Eukaryota; Metazoa; Chordata; Actinopteri; Semionotiformes; Lepisosteidae.